GGGCCGGUGCUGGAGAUGGACGUGGAGUGGGGCAGCAGAGCCGCCUCGUCGCUGGGCAGCGGCGCGGGGGCCGCGGCGGGCGGCGGGCGGCGGGCGCGGCGGGGCCCCGCGGGGCACGGCGGGGCCGAGGGGCCGGGCCGCCUCCCGGGGCCGCCCGACGGAGCCGCGCCCCGCAGAGCGGCCUGGGCCAAGCGCCUGGCGCGGAGACUGCGAGGUCUGUGGGGGACGAGACUCAUGGAAGAGAGCAACACCAGCAGAGAGCGGUACCUGAGAAGUGUUUUACGGGAGCUGGUCACGUACAUGGUUUUCCUCGUGGUCCUGUGUGUCCUGACUUAUGGGACAGUGAGUUCCAGUAUGUACUAUUAUACAAGGGUUAUGUCACAGCUCUUCCUGGAAACACCUGUGUCGAAAACGGAGAGAACUGAUUUCAAAACUUUGUCCACAAUGGAUGACUUCUGGAAGUUCACGGAGGGCCCUUUGCUGGAUGGUCUUUACUGGGAGAUGUGGUACAACAACAAAACCACGGCAGAAAACAAAAGCUUCAUUUAUUACGAGAACCUGCUCCUAGGGGUGCCUCGCAUUCGGCAGCUGAAAGUCAGGAACGGUUCGUGCUCCAUACCUGAAGAUUUAAAGGAUGAGAUCAAGGACUGCUAUGAUGUCUACUCUGUAGCUAACGAGGACACUGCUCCUUUCGGACUCCGCAAUGGAACUGCCUGGACCUACACCAAUGAGAAGGAUUUGAAUGGGAGCAGCCACUGGGGCUUGAUUGCCACGUACAGCGGGGCUGGUUAUUACCAAGACCUCUCGAGGACCAGAGAAGUGACAGCUCUGCAGAUUGCGAGCCUGAAGAAGAACCUGUGGCUGGACAGAGGGACCAGAGCAGCCUUCAUUGAUUUCUCUGUGUACAAUGCCAACAUCAACCUAUUCUGCGUGGUCAGGUUGCUAGUGGAGUUUCCAGCCACUGGAGGCCUGGUUACAUCUUGGCAGUUUCAGCCUGUGAGGCUGAUUCAUUACAUCUCCACUUUUGAUUUUUUCCUGGCAGCCUGUGAAAUGUCCUUCUGUCUUUUUGUUCUGUAUUAUAUGGUGGAAGAAGUCCUAGAAAUUCGCAUUCAUAGGCUGCGCUACUUCAGAAGUCUCUGGAAUUGCCUUGACAUCCUUAUCAUUGUGCUGUCUGUGGUAGCUAUAGGCAUUAGCAUCUAUAGGACAUCAACUGUUGAUGUGCUCCUCAAGAAGCUGCUGGAAGAUCAGAACUCAUUCCCCAAUUUUGAACCCUUGGCAUACUGGCAAAUGCAGUUCAACAACAUUGCUGCAGUCACUGUGUUUUUUGUCUGGAUUAAGCUUUUCAAAUUUGUCAACUUCAACAGAACGAUGAGCCAGUUAUCCACCACGAUGUCUCGCUGCGUCAAAGACGUCGUUGGCUUUGCCAUUAUGUUUUUUAUUAUCUUCUUAGCAUAUGCUCAGUUGGCCUAUCUUGUCUUUGGCACUCAAAUUGAUGACUUCAGCACUUUCCAGGACUGCAUAUUUACUCAAUUCCGCAUCAUUUUGGGAGACUUCAACUUCACAGAGGUUGAAGAAGCUAAUCGAAUUUUGGGACCCAUUUAUUUCACUACAUUUGUGUUCUUUAUGUUCUUCAUUCUUUUGAACAUGUUUUUGGCCAUUAUCAAUGAUACCUACUCUGAAGUCAAAUCAGAUAUGGCACAACAGAGGGCGGAAAUGGAAUUGUCUGACCUUAUCAGGAAGGGCUACAACAAAGCCAUGAUCAAACUUAAAUUGAAGAAAACUACUGUUGAUGACAUUUCAGAAAGUCUGAGACAAGGUGGGGGGAAACUCAAUUUUGAUGAACUCCGGCAGGAUCUCAAAGGGAAGGGGCACACAGAUGCAGAGAUUGAAGCCAUAUUUACCAAAUAUGAUCAGGAUGGGGACCAGGAAUUGACAGAGCAUGAGCAUCAGCAGAUGAGAGAUGACCUGGAGAAAGAGAGGGAGGAUCUGGACCUGGAUAGGAGCUCUCUGCCACGUCCUCUGAGCAGCCGCAGCUUCCCCCGGAGCUUGGAUGACUCCGAGGAGGAUGAGGAUGAGGACAGUGGACACAGCUCCAGGAGGAGGGGCAGCAGCUCUAGUGGGGUUUCCUAUGAAGAGUUCCAAGUACUCAUGAGGCGGGUGGAUCGCAUGGAGCAUUCCAUCGGCAGCAUCGUCUCCAAGAUCGACGCCGUUAUCGUGAAGCUGGAAGCCAUGGAGAGGGCCAAGCUCAAGAGGAGAGAUGUGCUGGGAAGGCUGUUAGAUGGAGUGACAGAGGAUGAAAGGCUGGGCCGGGACAGCGAAAUGCACCGGGAGCAGAUGGAGCGGCUGGUGCGAGAGGAGCUGGAGCGCUGGGAGUCGGACGACACGGCCUCGCAGAUGAGCCAUCGGCUGGGAACGCCCCUGGGGCUGAGCGGCCAGCCUCGCUCCAGGAGCUCCCGGCCCUCUUCCUCCCAGUCGGACGGCGUCGAGGCGGGAGCAGCAAAUGGGGGCAGCAACGUGCAUGUAGCUUGAGCUUCGUAGGCGAUCCCAAAUGUUUCGGGUCGGUAUUCAGCCAGCAAUGGCCCAGCGCCCCCUCCGCGGCAGGAGGGGGCCGUUGGGAUCAGACCGCCUUUCUCCACUGGUGGGGAGAAGCAAACCUUGGGUCCAUAAAUCAGCUUCAGGCCUGUGUGAGCCACGUGUAAUGCCAGCAGUGAGAGUGUCACCCGUGGAAUCAAAAACGCGGGAAGCGGAGUGGAUGUCAGGCGGGACAAAAUCUACCAGGACAGAAACCUGAUUCCAUAAAAAUAUCAUUGGCAGCGCUUGCACGAGGGCAGCGAGCUUCAGACAAAAUAAAGUGCAGUGGCUGGCGCACUAAAAGGCUACUAGCUUUCUGCUUCCUCUUGGAAAGUACGAUUUUUAAAGGCUUUUAAAAGCAAAUUUUAAAAUAAUAUGGCAUCAGUUUGUCUUAUUAUAACAGCUGACAGAUAAAACGGCACUUUUUUUUUUUUUAAAUACGAGUUUCUGCUUGUCUUGCUGAGUUAUUCUUGGUAUGCUAAUAUUUUACUUAAUUUAAAAUAUUCGUUUUUUCCUGUUUUGAGAGGUGCAUUUCCUUAAGCAGAAGAAAGUGCACUUGGUUUGUACGACUGUAAAUUACCUAAUUCUGUGGCAGAAACUGAAUGCAUUAUGGCUAGCAUUUCAGAAAAAAUAUUUGAGAACUGCCUCUUCACACCCAACUACCAAUAAUUUUCAGCUAUGUUGCAAAGUCUCCAUUUUUUAAUGCUACGUUUUAAUGAUUUAAGUGUUCCUGGGGUAAACAUUCCAGAGGUUCUUAGAUAAAUACAGCUACUUUACUAAUAAAAUACACUGUUUAAAAGCACACAAAAUUGAGAAACACUGAAGUUUUCCUUGGGUGCAACAGGGAAGGGAGCAGAGAAGUUUCUGAAAGCUGGGAAGAUUUGAUCUCAUGCCAUGUGGAGUUCUAAUCACAUCUUAACUAUGUGGUCUGUAUUUAACAUUUAACUGAGCUGCUUGUAAAAUUAUUAGGUACGUUUCUACAUAGACUUUUCUGCUGAGGUGCAACACAGGAUUCCUUUGGGAAGGUGUUUUUAAUAUAAUCACUGAUUUUUAGUAUUUAAUUCCCUCUGCUUUGUGUCACAGAAGCUUCGUUUUUGAAAGGACGUGCAACGCUGCUAUUCUCUUGGUUUCCUCCAGAGAGAACCGGGGCAGUGUUUGGAGUUCUGCCUAGCAGUAUGUUUCCAUUUGUGGAGUGCUGGUUUAGGAGGGAGGCUGUCCAUUCUGCCUUCUUUCCUGAAGAUGGCAGUUGUCUGGUGUUUAAAGACUGAGAGCUGGUGAAAAAGAAAAUGGAAUAAUCAAUGGAAAUAAUCAACCACGUCUCAGCUGUUAGUAGGGUACAUAGAGGAAAAAGGCCGGUUUAACGAAGUGUAAGUUGCAUGUGUUGUGUUGGUGCCUUCUGUUUCAACAAGCAGUUGUUAUCUCUUCAUUCUUGUGGGAGUGCUGCUUAGGCAAAGCUUCCAGGUUCCAUAUAUUCUUGCCUGGAUGAGCAGUGGCUCAGAAUGCCUUUCCUCUCACCAGGGAACUUGCUAAAACUAAAUAGGAUUCACGCCUUUCCAGUUUUAAUUUCAUGAGAGACCAUACGCACAGAAACCUCAUCAAUGUAAGGUGGAAAAGGGGGAAAUUCAGCAUUGGAAUUUCAUAGCAGCUGUGUCUCGGGAACAGAACUGUGUAGGAGAACAGGUUGUGGUUCUUGUGUGGGUUAUUUUGCCCUGUAUUGGGAAGAAAUCCAUAGCCUUUCACAAGAGUCCUCAUGACUCAUUGCCAAAACAGUGCACAGCAGGUAGGGCAUUUGUGGGGGAUGAGGGCAUUCAGAUUAAGCUCUCUCUUGCCUUGAUUGAAAGGUUUUACACCUCAGAAACCUUUCUGAGGAAAGCUUUUCAGUGUUGAACUGCAUUUCUGACUGUAAACAACAGACCAAAAGGGAACACCAGCUGUACGCAUGGCCAGCUGGUGCGCGAGGAAAACAGAAAACACGAUACCAAAGCAAAGCCUUGUCUUUAUAUUCAUUUCCAAAAUGUGUCAUUCAGAAUGUAAAUUCUGUCACUCAGUUCACCUUUCAUUUGUACAUAUAUGUUUGUUAUGAAAAUGUUUGCAUUAAGAGUAGCUGUAUUUGUUGGGGUGUAUUUCUGUAGCGUGUCGUUACUUGAUAACAAACUUCGUCUCGAAGUGCAAGAAGUUUCCACGGGGUGCCCCUGUGUGUUGACAGUGGGCCUUGCAGUAAGUGCAUUGCCACUUGACAGAUGUUACAAACAUUUUAUUGGUGCAUUUUUCAGUUGUAGAUUAUAGUAUUGUUGCUUAUUACAAAGGUACAGUGUCUUGCAUAGCGAUGUACAGAGUUCGGUCUUAUUAGGAAGCUGUUAAUUAUGCAAGUCUUCUACAAUGAUCAAGAAUGUAUUGAUCUGUAAAACUGAGCACUUUACUUCCUAAUAAACAUUUUAUGUAAUCUACAAAGCAAA
Messenger RNA from Hirundo rustica (Barn swallow), 5027 nucleotides. It is a transcript of the gene PKD2, whose product is annotated as polycystin 2, transient receptor potential cation channel. Gene Ontology annotation, cellular component: membrane. Gene Ontology annotation, biological process: detection of mechanical stimulus; potassium ion transmembrane transport; release of sequestered calcium ion into cytosol. The record is from RefSeq and is a predicted model, not a curated record. Lineage: Eukaryota; Metazoa; Chordata; Aves; Passeriformes; Hirundinidae. Gene Ontology annotation, molecular function: signaling receptor binding; calcium ion binding; voltage-gated calcium channel activity. The transcript has 15 exons. Bases 16 to 2529 code for a protein of 837 amino acids.